Messenger RNA from Sphenostylis stenocarpa, 1152 nucleotides. Lineage: Eukaryota; Viridiplantae; Streptophyta; Magnoliopsida; Fabales; Fabaceae. The record is from the annotation of a GenBank genome assembly.
AUGGACCUGCGUGCCGCAAUCCAGCGAUCCUUCGACGACCGUUACACACGCCACGCGCGCAACUCGCUCGACGAAUUGCCUGACAGCUUCACCAUCACCGACCCCCACAUCCCGGGUCACCCUAUAGUCUUUGCAAGCCCGGGCUUCCUCAAGCUCACGGGCUACGCACGCAGCGAGGUUCUGGGCCAGACGGCCGCCGUCUUUCAGGGCCCUUGCACUUCCCGGAGGUCUGUCAUGGAAAUCCGCGAGGCCGUUCGUGAGGAGCGAAACACGCAGGUUGUUUUGCUUAACUACCGCAGGGACGGCACGCCGUUUUGGAUGCUCUUCGGUGUUUGUCCUGUGUUCGGCGACGGCGGCGCGGUCGUCCACUUCGUAGCCGUUCAGGUACCGCUUCACAAAAAGGAGCGCUCCGGCGUCCGGGAUUUUGGCUUCGGGUGCUGUCGGAAGGAAGUGUGCUCUGAUUCGUUAUCGGAACUUGGUCGCGUGUGUUCCUUGGAGCAAGUGCUGGAACGUGAUGUCAUUGAAUUGGAUAGGGAAGAGCCGAGUGAGGCGAGUGAUGAGGAGAAGCGAAGUGCUGCUACUGCCAUGGACAAUAUCUUCUCUGUGCUAACACAUUAUAGUGAGGCGACGGGCAGAUUAGUGUGUCGGAAGAGGUGCAGCAUUCCUGACGUGGGUCUUUUAAGCACAUCCUUGAUUAUUUCUCUUGGUAGAAUCAAACAAAGCUUUGUAUUAACUAAUCCGCAUUUACCGGACAUGCCUAUUGUUUAUGUUAGUGAUGCCUUCUUGAAACUGACAGGUUAUGCAAGAAAUGAAGUUUUGGGUCGCAACUGUAGGAUUUUAGGUGGAACAGAUACUGAUACCUCUACUUUAUAUCUGAUAAAGGAAAGCAUUAAAGCUGAAAAACCAUGCACAGUACGUAUUUUGAAUUACAGGAAGGACAAAAGUUCAUUUUGGAAUUUUCUUCACAUCUCACCCGUUCUUGAUGCUUCUGGCAAGGUUGCAUACUUUGUGGGAGUUCAAGUAGAAGACAGCAAUAAAAAUGACGAUAGCCACCAGUGUUUGAGUCCAGAGAAGAGGCAGUUUAGUGUGGUUGGAGCAGUCAAGGUUGCAGUGAGGAGUUUAUCAAUGACUGCAGGAUCUUCGAAGUCGUAG